This is a messenger RNA of Saccoglossus kowalevskii, 1755 nucleotides long. RefSeq lists its product as uncharacterized. NCBI's taxonomy places the organism in Eukaryota, Metazoa, Hemichordata, Enteropneusta, Harrimaniidae. The record is from RefSeq and is a predicted model, not a curated record.
AUGCCACGUAAUCUUCUUUACAUCUACGAUAAGGUGGUUUCCAAUCAACUAGAAAAUGGUUUCAUCGUGCGUGUACAGCAAGCAGACACUUCCAGUGGUCACUACCUUCCACAUCGCUCUGUGAAACGCGACAGCUCUACAACACCCAUUCGAGUUGUGUACGACUGCAGUGCGAUCUCAGCCAUCGGACAACCCAGCUUGAAUGAUUGUUUGGAAACGGGACCACCUCUACUAAACGAUUUAACUGCAAUCUUGCUUCAUUUUCGGUCCAACCCGAUCGCCUUAGCAAGUGACAUCGAAAAGGCCUUCCUGCAGAUAAGGCUCGCCAAUGGAGACCGAAAAUAUACAAAGUUCCUAUGGCUAUCGGACAUUAAUGACCCAAACAGUGAGUUCAUCACAUAUCAAUUCACUUCUGUAUUGUUUGGGGCCACGUGUAGCCAUCCGGAAGUACCAGCAGCUAAAGAUUUACAAAAUAAUAUUUACGUUGAUGACGUAAUUACUGGCAGUCGUGAUACCAAUGAAGCCAUGCAGUUUUAUGAAGACUCCACCAAAUUAUUAUCUACACGUGGAUUUAACCUCCGAUCAUGGAGUACGAACGACUUAACUAUUCGUAAAGCAGCUAUCCGGGACAACAAGGCAAGCCCAAAUACUACUGUCAGUGUACUGGGCGUGAAAUGGAAUACCGACAGUGACGUCCUCUACAUGAAACAACUAGACUCACCAAACAUCAACACUAUGACUACAAAACGUAACGUAGUCAGUUUUGCAGCAAGCCUCUAUGACCCACUAGGUCUUUUCUCACCAGUCCAUGUUCGUGCGAAGUUACUCACCCAGUCACUACGGAAACUAAAUCUCCAUUGGGAUACCCCUAUAUCGGACGAACUCAAGCGCGACUGGGUAAAUAUAGCUCACGACUUACAGGAAGUAACCAACAUUCGUAUCAACCGACGUUACUUCUCCAAUGACAACAACAACAACAAGAACGACAUCGAAAUACACGCCUUUUCCGACGCCUCAACCAAAGCUUACGGUGGUGUUGUUUACAUAAAAUCGGGAAAACAAACCACACUGGUGAUGUCAAAAACACGUGUUGCACCGAUCAAGAACAACACACUAACAUUGCCUAGACUUGAACUCAUGGCUGCAGUAGUAGCAACCCGACUUAGUAAGUUUGUCACUUCCGCGUUGUCUACAAAGUACAACAUCACCGGUCUUGUUUUAUGGUCAGACUCCCAGAUUGUACUACACUGGAUCAAUAAUCGUGGCAAACCAGAUCAAUUCACUACAAACCGCAUAACGGAGAUCAACAGCUUCCCGCAAGAGAGCAUGUAUGUACCAACCAACUCUAACCCAGCAGAUUUAUUAACACGUGGACUUAACCCUAAGGAAUUACGUAAUUCUAAGCUCUGGUGGCAAGGUCCAGAAUGGUUAGGAAAUUACGCUUUAUGGCCUGUUUGUGAACUCUUUGUCUCCGAUCGCAAAUCGGACGCAACCGUCAAUCAUUUGCAAAAGAUUCAAUCGGCCGAUCACCAAGUUAUAUCCGCUGGAGAUACUGUAAGUGACUUCGAGUCAACAAACAUACCGAUGACGUCACCAAAGAGAAAACGUCGCAAAAGGCGCAUUCUCCGACCCCAUCUACAACUUCAAACACAACGCAAACUCCUACACCAGACAGCCAUUCAUUCUACCUCAGACGAACUACGCGCAAAGCCGCUAUACAGACUCAAGAAAGGAUUUAUCAGCUGUCAUUUAUGA